Molecule: messenger RNA, 1853 nt
Organism: Lolium rigidum
Lineage: Eukaryota; Viridiplantae; Streptophyta; Magnoliopsida; Poales; Poaceae
Product: phospho-N-acetylmuramoyl-pentapeptide-transferase homolog
Exons: 7
Coding region: 206-1222 (338 amino acids)
Biological process (GO): cell wall macromolecule biosynthetic process; cell wall organization
Cellular component (GO): membrane
Molecular function (GO): phosphotransferase activity, for other substituted phosphate groups
Source: RefSeq, a predicted model, not a curated record
CUCCCGAUUCAGAAUCACCGCAUCGAGACCCGCUCGCAGGCGUGGUUCCAUUCAGAUUGCCACAUCAUUCGAUGAUGAUUUCGGGGAUUUCUCGCUGGUCCAUGACGACGGGAAUGAUGAUGCGUUUGGUCUUGAUUUGUAUUCGAGUGAGAGUGACUGGAGCGAUGACGAUGUUGUGUUAGCUCUUGGGGAUGUCGAGUUGCCAAUGAUGACCGACAGACGCUUCAAGGGGGCAGAGGGUGCGAUAACUGUUGCUGCCCAUAGGCUCGCCACCAUUGACAAAGGGCAUAGGAAGAGCAGAACUCAACAAGGGCUGAUGAAUAAUCUUGGACUGAUUGCUUUCCUAGCAAUGUUACUUUUGUUUGUCGACUGGUGUUCGUGGAGGAUUGUUAGGCUACCUCUGGACUCGUUUUAUUUGACACGCCCUUUUUUAAUAUCAGCAGUUCUGUCAACAGUAGCUGGAUUUAUUUUUGCACCAAUUGCUGAUAGCAUGAAGAUCCAUCAUUUCCGGAGGAGAGGGAAGCCUAUUUCUCCAUCCUAUGGAAAGCCAACCCCAGCGAUGGGAGGGCUGUUCUUCAUCCCUAUUGGUAUUUUAGUUGCAAGAAGACAUGUUGGUUCCAACUCAAGUGGAGUAAAUGGAGCAGCUAUAAUAACCCUCAUAUUUGCAAUAGUUGGGUUACUUGAUGAUAUCUCAAACCUUGUCAUGGAUCACGAUCAUAAAAUACCUCAAUGGCUAAGAGUUUUGGUUCAGAUUGCUGCUGGAAUUUACUUCUUUAUCUGGUUGGGUUCUGCAAAUAUUUCAACACCAUAUAACAUGAAAUUCCUUGUACCUCUACCUCCUCCUUUUGGUCUUGCAUUCAUGGGAAAACUUUAUCUGGUUCUGGCUACAAUAUGUUCUCUUUCCAUGGGUACUGGAGUAACAUUGGUUGAUGGCCUUGAUGGUUUGGCUGGUGGUGUUGCUGCUUUAGCACUGGCUGGAUUGUCUGUUGCUGCUCUCCCAGUUUGCUCAGAACUGAGUGUUUUUGGAGCAUCAAUGUCUGGCGCUUGCACUGGCUUUCUUUUUCAUAACAGGUAUAGGGCCUCAAUAGUUAUGGGCCGAGUUGGUUCUUUUGCGCUUGGAGGAGCACUUGCUACAAUUGCAGCAUGUAGUGGAAUGUUCAUUCCUAUGUUAAUUGCAUGUAGUGUCUUCUUUCUCGAGUUGCUCUUGGUAAUAUUGCAGUGAACUUCAUAAGUUAUGAUAUUUAUUUGCUAAGUGGAUUAUGGUUAAACGAGUUGAUCACUGAUCAUACUUUCUCUGUCGAAUGUGCAUGGAUAUUCUUUAGACCUUUUAUCGUGAACCUGUAUCUGGCCAUAAUUGAUAUUUGCUCUUAUCCUGCUCCAGUAAACCCUCUAGUUUGUGUUAUCCUAUGUGUCUUUCUGGCCUGAAUUUCUGAAUCCUAUGUGCUAGACCACUGAGUGGAAGUGAAAUGAGAAGUACUGAACAAGGGCCUUUUGUGAAGACCUUUUGAUAUUUUGGCAAUUUGAAUACUUAACUCUUUUUUCACUAAACAAUCAGUUCGUGAACAAUGAAACAUUAAAUGGAACAAAAUUAGGUGGACUUAGUUUUACUUCCGUGCUCCAUAAUUCCAUACUGAUGCUCCCAGUUUAUUCUUCUUUCCUAAAAAAAGUUCCUGCUAUGAAUUAUUUGUACAAUACAUUUUCUAUAAUUUUCACCUUUAAGUCUUGUAAAAAACACAUAAUAGUGCAGUGAGAACUAUAUUUCGGGUCUACUCAGAAUCAAGUAUGAUGGUCUUCAGCAUUUAUUUGUUCAUGUAUCUUUGCAAAUGAUCAUUUGUUUGAUUCUAGCAUUUCAG